AUGGUUUGCAGCAAUGAUCUAUCAAGUUUCAAGCUACUGUCGGUGGAUUCAUAUCCUGACUUCGAGUCAUUUGACGGAUUUGGAAAUUUAACAAAUUGGAGGUUAAAUGAUUUGGAGGCAGCAUAUGAAAACCACCUUGAAGAUGAAGCAAGUAAACCAAGUAUAGAGAAGAAGAAAUAUUCUAAAGAAGAGAAGAUAAAGUUGGAUAAUGAUUGUAAGGAACAAUACAUGAAAUCUGCCUUACAGAAGUAUAAUAGUGAAGAAGAUCUUGCCGGGGAGAUGUGCUUUGUCUUUGAUGAAAUCAAAGAAGUUGUCUUCAUUGUGGAAGGAGGUUUGGAUUUCUAUGAACACUACAACUUUACAGCUAAGCAGGCUGGUUCCAUAAUUCUAUUUUUUGCUGAAGUGAUCCCAGAUGAUGGAGAAACUUGCGAUGUUCUCUGCUGCAAGCCUUCGGAUUACAAUGACAAUGGACCCUGCUUCGGUUGUAAGAAUCAAGGUUCUGUGAACUUGAGACAUCCAGCUGGCGAAGGUCUGUAUGUUGGAGGUCAUGAGGAUUGCGAGUUCCCAUUUAUGUGGGAUAGUAUCAGUGAGGACUCCGAUGGAGAGGGAUAACCUAGACGAUCAUAGAGAAUGUCUGAUGGUGGAGUUGGUCAACUGCUUCUCAUUUUAAUAUCCGAUUUAUGCAACUUCUAUUUGAAGGACUCAUAUGAUACGUUACAGCAGCUGUAGUUACUUUGGGUGUGAAUACGUUGCUUGUAUACACGGCGACGUUACAUCCGUACUAGUUCAGUCACCUACGAUGCACGCAAUGAACUAUUUAUA
This is a messenger RNA of Brachypodium distachyon (stiff brome), 822 nucleotides long. RefSeq lists its product as uncharacterized. The record is from RefSeq and is a predicted model, not a curated record. NCBI's taxonomy places the organism in Eukaryota, Viridiplantae, Streptophyta, Magnoliopsida, Poales, Poaceae. The transcript has 5 exons. The coding region runs from base 1 to 612 and encodes 203 amino acids.